CUUGGGAUCCAAGCCGCGUCUGCAACCUACAUCACAGCUUGUGGCAAUGCUGGCUCCUUAACCCCCUGAGCCAGGUCAGGGAUUGAACCUGCGUCUUAUGGAUGCUAAUCAGAUUCGUUUCGGCUGAACCACGACAGGCACUCCCAAGCUGUCUUUUUAACUGUGAACUUCCCCUGACAUAGCUGCUGAGGCUACCAUUCUGUUGUGACAAGACUCAAUUUGAGCAUUCCCCUUUUUCUUCCAAAUCUGUAGCCAUAUUACAGGCAGGAAAGAAAAUGAUGUUUUUCUUUUCAAGGGAGCAUUAGGUUCUGGUUAAAAAGAAAAAGGAAGGGGAGAUUUGAAGUUAUAUAACCUGGUUCAAAUCCAGCCUUCACCACUGGUUAAUUCCUAUAUUCAGUGUUUCAUUUAUUGUAGUUGUAAGCAUGCCACAGGUGCUAUAGUUAUUAAGCAUCUAGUCAUAGUUGCUGCAGCCAGCAUGUACACCGAAGGUGUCAACAUCUCAUUAUUCUGGAUCCUGUGGGGUCCUGGGUAUCUAUUGCAGUGUAACAAAUUGCUCCCAAACAUGUGGCUUGAACAGGUCUCUCUCCAGGUUUUGUGGGUUAACCGGGCGUAUGGAGACCCUUCUCCCUGGGGUUUCUGCCUGAGUUACAGUCACGUAUGGGCUGGGGCCGCUGCACUCACAGGAGGGGCCAGGGUGGAGCACACUGUGUCUUAUCCACAUGGCUGGCAGGGGGUGCUGGCUGUUGGCUGGGAACGCAGCUGGAGCUGUCGACUGGAGCACAUUGGCUUGUGCUUCUGCAGCCACGGUGGCAGGGUUGCAAGAGGGUGCUUCCCAAGAGGAAUGUUCCAGGAGUCCCAGAGGGAGCUGCUUAUAACCUAAGCCUGGAGCCCCCAGAACAUCAUGUCCCCACAUGCUAGUGGUCAGACAAGUCACCCAGGUUGGCCCAGUUUCACGGGGAAUGAGACCCCCACCUUUCCUCGAGGGACCCUCUAAGCUGUGUGGCCUCUUGAAUCUGACACGUUUGCGUGCAGCGGGGAGCCAGCACACAAUGACGGUUUUGUUAAAUUGCCACAUUAACAAGUUCAGAGCAGAAAAAGAAGCUCUGAUGAUAAGAGAGCUUUUAAUAGGGUGGUUUGGUCUGGAAAAAAGCCAGAGAAAGCUUCUUUGUGGAUGAAUAAGCUGAGCUGUGCAGGUCAAGUGGAGUGAGCCAGGUAAAGAAGGGAGGGCAGGAGACAACCCUUGCAAAUGUCCUGGGGCUGGACUGCAAGAAAGCUGGUGGAGCUAGAGCCCGAGUCUGAGGGAAUUGUGGUAAGAGUUAUGUUGACCCGCUUGGUGGUCCAGUGUCAGUUUUCUCAUUUAGAAAAUAGGAUCAUGUUUCUCGCAUGAGACUUUUGUGAGCAUGAACCUAAGGAUGGGUCGGUAAAGCCUUGCACAGUGAACUUUGUUUCCUCUUGGAAGCAGCAAGUAGCAAAUGCAAGAAGCAUGCCACCUGGCCCGUCUUCUCCAUCCGCUUCUCACUCAUCAUCUCCUUUCUUCAGGGUCAGAACUGAACCUACAGCUCAUGCCUUUAGAGUGGCAAGCGAUCCAUGAAGUCUUACCCAAACUGUGAAGUGCAGUCCUGGGGCUUGUGAAGAGUCCCAGUGAACUCCAGCCAUUGCCUGGCGAUUAUCUGUUUUAAAUGGACAACUGCUGCUGCCUCAGCAGCACCUGGGGGAUUGCACAAAGGCUAAAUUUCUUUGCCUGUUCACAGGGCUGAUUUGCAUGACUUUCCCCCAACUCUCUCCCCCCACCUGACCAGCUGUAGUUAACAGAUGCAUGCACUUGCAGCACACAGGACAUCCCCAACAAGAGAGAAUGUUCUGGUCCAAAAUGUGAGGAGUGCUAAGUCCAAAAGACCCCGCUCUUUUCCCAUCAUCUGGCACUUUCCUCUUGCUCCUAAGUCACCCUCGCUCUGGCUUCCUGGUGGUUCCCCCAGAUGCACCAGGCGCUGUCUUAUUUCAGAGUCCUCACAACUGCUGUUCCUUCUCCUCUGUCUGUUUUUCCCCAAAGUGGCCUUCCCUGGUCUCUAGGUCUCAGUGGGCCCCCACAGCCGCUUCUGCUUUCUCUUCAGAGCUCCUGCCUCAGUCUGCAAGGCUCCAUUCAUUUUUGCCACCACCCUCUGUGACCCUCCCUCCCGCCAGUCUGCAGGAGCAGCAAAGAUCUGGAUCACAGCUGUCUGGCUCACUGCUGUGUCCCCAGCUUCUGGCCCAGGGCCAGACACAUAGCUUGUUGAAAUUGGGGGAGGUUGAAAGUGAGGAGAGGAGAGGUUUUAGGACCAAAAAUCUUGGGAGUUCCCUGGUGGCCCCGUGGAUUAAGGAUCCAUUAUUGUCACAGCUGUGGCUUGGGUUUGAUCCCUGGCCUGGGAACUUUUGCAUGUUGCGGAUGCAGCUGAAAGAAGACUCAGAAAUCCUGGCUUCAGGUACCAAUUUCUAGCCUUGUGAUUUGGAGGAUACUUCCUCAAGCUCUCUGAGCCUCAGUUUUCUCAUCUGUACAAUGGGGUGAUCAUCACCCCCCUGACGGGCUUGCUGUGUGAGGCUCGUUUUCAGUGAUAUGUCGUGACGGCUGAAUAAACGGUAUACACCUUGGGAUGAUCUUUCCUCCCCAGGGGGCUGGUCCUGAUGCCCCCGGUUCGGGAGGCGGAGGCGGAGGGAGGAAUGGGAGCGGUUAACACCCAGACAUCCCUUUCUAGGCAGCUUCGCUUACCAGUGUGCCCUCCUCCUCGCCCCACUUCCGGUGUCGGGGCUCCUGUUGUGCAGGACCCACAGCCAAGCCCUGUGAUCACCCUGGAGACCCAGGAUGGCUACUUCUCCCACCGGCCGAAGGAGAAAGUGCGAACGGACAGCAACAACGAGAACUCGGUGCCCAAGGACUUUGAGAACGUGGACAACAGCAACUUCGCACCCAGGUCUCAAAAGCAGAAGCACCAGCCCGAGCUGGCGAAGAAGCCCCCCAAGGGACAGAAGGAGCUUCUGAAGCGGAAGCUGGAGCAGGAGGACAAGGGGAAGGGGCGUCCCUCCCCGGGGAAAGGUACCAACGAGGUGCAGCCUCCCGGCGAGAGAGCCGUGGUGAACGGCAGCCGCGGGAAGGACCCCCCCAGACAACCCCCCGCCCGGAAGGGCGGGGCCGGCUCCCCCGAGCUCAGGUCUGACCAGCCCCUCAAGUGCGACAUCUCGGGCAAGGAGGCCAUCUCUGCCCUGUCCCGCGCCAAGUCCAAGCACUGCCGCCAGGAGAUCGGGGAGACCUACUGCCGCCACAAGCUGGGGCUGCUGAUGCCGGAGAAGGUCACUCGGUUCUGCCCCCUGGAAGGCAAAGCCAACAAGAACGUUCAGUGGGACGAAGAUUCGGUGGAGUAUAUGCUGGCCAACCCGGUCAGAAUCGCCUUCGUCCUAGUGGUCCACGGCCGCGCCUCUCGGCAGCUGCAGCGCAUGUUCAAGGCCAUUUACCACAAGGACCACUUCUACUACAUCCACGUGGACAAGCGCUCAAAUUACCUGCAUCGGCAAGUGCUGCAGUUCGCAGCGCAGUACAGCAACGUCCGCGUCACCCCCUGGAGGAUGGCCACCAUCUGGGGCGGAGCCAGCCUCCUGUCCACGUACCUGCAGAGCAUGCGGGACCUCCUGGAGAUGACCGACUGGCCCUGGGACUUCUUCAUCAACCUCAGCGCCGCCGACUACCCCAUCAGGACAAAUGACCAGCUGGUGGCAUUUCUCUCUCGAUACCGAGACAUGAAUUUCUUGAAGUCACAUGGCCGGGACAAUGCAAGGUUCAUCCGGAAACAGGGCCUGGACCGGCUCUUCCUGGAGUGUGACGCCCACAUGUGGCGCCUGGGGGACCGGCGGAUCCCAGAGGGCAUUGCGGUGGAUGGCGGCUCGGAUUGGUUCCUGCUAAACCGGAAGUUUGUAGAGUAUGUGACAUUCUCUACCGACGAUCUGGUGACGAAAAUGAAGCAGUUCUACUCGUACACCCUGCUUCCUGCCGAGUCCUUCUUCCACACAGUCCUGGAGAACAGCCCCCACUGCGACAGCAUGGUGGACAACAACCUGCGUAUCACCAACUGGAACCGCAAGCUGGGCUGCAAGUGCCAGUACAAGCACAUUGUGGACUGGUGCGGCUGCUCGCCCAACGACUUCAAGCCGCAGGACUUCCACCGCUUCCAGCAGACAGCCCGGCCCACCUUCUUUGCCCGCAAGUUCGAAGCGGUGGUGAAUCAGGAAAUCAUCGGGCAGCUGGACUAUUACCUGUACGGGAACUACCCGGCGGGCACCCCGGGCCUGCGCUCCUACUGGGAGAACGUCUACGAUGAGCCGGACGGCAUCCACAGCCUGAGCGACGUGAUGCUGACCUUGUACCAUUCUUUCGCCCGCCUGGGCCUCCGCCGAGCCGAGGCGUCGCUGCACGCAGAGGGGGACAAUAGCUGCAGGUACUAUCCGAUGGGCCACCCGGCAUCUGUCCACCUCUACUUCCUUGCCGACCGUUUCCAGGGCUUUCUGAUCAAGCAUCAUGCUACCAACCUGGCCGUGAGCAAACUUGAGACUCUGGAGACGUGGGUGAUGCCGAAGAAAGUCUUCAAGAUCGCCAGCCCCCCCAGUGACUUCGGGAGGCUUCAGUUUUCCGAGGUCGGCACUGACUGGGAUGCCAAGGAGAGGCUCUUCCGCAACUUUGGGGGUCUCCUGGGGCCCAUGGACGAGCCGGUGGGCAUGCAGAAAUGGGGGAAGGGCCCCAACGUGACCGUGACCGUCAUCUGGGUGGAUCCCGUCAACAUCAUCGCAGCCACUUACGACAUCCUGAUUGAGUCCACUGCCGAAUUCACCCACUACAAGCCACCUUUGAACUUGCCCCUGAGGCCUGGGGUCUGGACAGUGAAAAUUCUCCACCACUGGGUGCCAGUGGCAGAAACCAAAUUCCUCGUGGCGCCUCUGACCUUCUCCAACAGGCAGCCCAUCAAAGCGGAGGAGGCACUGAAGCUGCACAGUGGGCCCCUCCGCAACGCCUACAUGGAGCAGAGCUUCCAGAGCCUGAACCCCGUCCUCAGCCUGCCCAUCAGCCCGGCCCAGGUGGAGCAGGCUCGCAGGAACGCCGCCUCCACCGGCGCCACGCUGGAGCGCUGGCUGGACUCCCUGGUAGGCGGGGUGUGGACCGCCAUGGACAUCUGUGCCACAGGCCCCACCGCCUGCCCCGUCAUGCAGACCUGCAGCCAGACAGCCUGGAGCUCCUUCAGCCCCGACCCCAAGUCGGAGCUGGGGCCAGUCAAACCCGACGGCCGGCUCAGGUAGCACUGAGCACGCAGGGGGCCCCAGCGGAUCUCAAAGGAAAGCAGCCAGAGGGCUGGUGGGACCUGGCCCCAGCCUCCCAUCCCCCUGCCCGACCCCGGGGGGCGGGGGGGAGGCACCUUUUGGGAGAGGGCCUCUCCUGGCCGUAGAAGGAUGGAGAAGGACGGUUUGGAGGCCAAAGCAGGUUCUGCCAACCACCUGCACUCGGCAAGCUGGCCCCCGGGGGCGGGGGUGGCUCAGUCCCCGCGCCGUGGCAGUCUUGCCUCUUCUGGCUGAUUCUCAAGUCCGGCAGGUUCCUUGUCUUCCCCUCAAGGACCCUCCACCCCGACCCCAGACAAGUGAUUCCCAGACUUUUACUUUGAGCAGCAGAUCUUUGUUUACUAAGUCGCAGGUGGAGGCUCAAGGAGCAGAGGAAAUCCAGGCCGCUCUGGUGGAAGCUGAGAGCGUGAGGUUCUUUCUCCAAGCUCAGCCCCCCGGGCGGUCCCCCUGGCCCCAGGCGUUCUCCUAAGGUACCUCUUCAGAACCCAAGGGCUCUGCCAAACUAGUUGGAAAAGCACUGCCCAGAGGGUGGGUUUGAUCUCCAGCCCCGCCCUUCGGCUCCUCUUCCUGCCCCUGUGGGCCGGGAAACCCUUGUGCCAGCCCUGAAGUGACAGGCUGCGAUUGUCACGCUCGUGGGGCCCUCCCCAUAGAGGUAGCAGGUUUGGCAGGUGGGGGGGCCCUAAGCCAGCCCUUCGAGUUCAGCCAUUCUCCUUAAUAACUCAGUGAGUAGGAGAGCCUUUUGAUGUGACCUGGCCAAGGUCCACCCAGAGUGUGACUGCCAGACGUCCUGAGUUCCCGGCCACGCUCCCUUGAGGCAGAAACGGCACGAUCCUUCUGAGCACGAGCGUCCAAUCUCCUAGCCAUUCAUGGGCCGGGAGAUCAAGAUCAUGACCCCUCUGGGCCUUGACCGUGGGAACUCUGGGGACCGCGGCCAUGAAACUCAAAGAGAGGUGAUGGGAGCCAGACUGAGCUGGACGGCACAGCAAUACCCUUCCCCCGCCUGAGCCCUUGGUCCCAAGGUCUGAUGCACGGAACCUCCGGGAAGCGCGCGCAGUGCUGCUGGGAGCGACCAGGCUGCACGGAACAAGACUUUUCACAGCCAGGAAACAGCAUUUCAGAUUUGGUUUUUCGAUUCAUGCCCUUCCUUGUCAGAGGGGCCAACGGGCCCGUCUGACACGCAGCGUAAAAGUGGGAAGCUCGCGUAGCUGGUUGUUUAAAACCUAAAGCGUAGUGUUAUUCAAAUUGCUUGAGUUACUAGAAACCCAAAGGGUUUCCUCGCCAUGUGCCCUUCGGAGGACCCCACCCCCCACCCCCCAGCUCAUCCAGAGAGCCCCUCCCCGGGGCCCCCAUCCUCCACGGCUCCUCCCUUCCCCCAAAGGACGGGGGUCCCUUGGAAAAGUCCCCAGGUGCACCCUCCCCCUCCCGCAGCGAGCCAGUCCUCGCGGGACUCCUCUCCUGCGUGGGUUCGAAGGUACUGCCCUUGGCCCCCGAUGACCUGUCAGCUGUCCCCCCCAAGACCCCCCACCCCGCCCAGCAAGGCAGGAUGUCCUGUGGGCCAUGGAGGAUACAGAGAAGGGACACUUUAGAUAUUUAUUAUUUAUAUGUUUUAGUCAAUGACUAAUUAGUAGGUGCUGUUUUUGCAGCUUGUCAAUUAUGUUAUCUUACUAACUGAAGCUGCCUUUAUUCACAAAAGGCCCCCGCCCCCCCAGCCCUUCACCUCCCUCCCCCUCUCAUCCCCCAGCCCCUCUGGUCUCUGUCUCUCUCUUGCCCUGUCAAUCUCUCUCUCUCUCUGUCUCUCCCUGUCUGCCCUGCAUUCUCCGUGUCCUCAGUGGAAAGCAGGGGAGUUGGAUACCACGAGGACAGUGCUUCAACCAGCAGCACCAUGGCUAGAAGGGGGGUGCCCUUGGGGACAGGGGCACCAGGCUUGAUGUUAGCCUCAAUUACCAUCCCCCACCCCCACCCCCGGUUCUGGGUGUUAGAAUUCCUGAGCCAUGCUGCUGCCCACAAGGCCGGCGACUUGGAGGGAGGCCGAGCUGCCGCCACCGAGCCAUCCCUGCUUCCUCCAUCACUGCCCACCCGCGGCCAGCCUAACCUCAGGCCUCCAUGGGACGCGACAGGAUGGCAGAGGGAAAGACAUCUAUUUUAGGAUGAGGGUGAGGGGUCAGACCGGGCCGUGAGCACCAGGAGCUAGUCCAGCGCCUCCAAGGAGCUCAGCGUGGCUUUCUCAGGAAGCUCGCAUGAGCUCCACUGGUUUUACAAGCUCUCUGGGAGCCCAGAGGCCAUGUCACGUCCUCUCUCUGCCUCUGGCCGCUCCUUCUGCUCCGGGUCCCCCAGGGAGCCGGCCCUUCGCCCUCCUCGCCAGACCUACAGGACUCUGUGUCCUCCGCAGUGUCAUUUGUGGUGGCUUUGGGGGCUCAGUCCGGGCACGGCCCAGCGCACAGAAUGUGCCCUCAGACUCCUCAACUCGAACCCCUCCUGCCUCUUGACAUUGCUGACUCCUGUCGCUUUCGGGAACUGGUGGGGAAAUGGCAGAGCCGGCUUCCUGGGGGACGGUCCCCACCCCUCCCCAGCCUGGGCCUCCCUCCCCACCCCACCACCGCCAGGAGACUGGGAAGCUGAGCAGCCUCACGGAGGCUCCCCAUUGUCUCUGGUUUGAACCAGAACUUUGAAGAUGUUCUCUUUGGUUUGAAGGGGAAAAGGGAGGCUUUCAAAGCCCAGGACAGUUUGCGCAAAGGUGACGUUCUUCCAGGGGAAAGAGUUUAACUCGUUUUUUUUUUUUUUUUUUUCAAUCUGCCCGAGAGUGAUGUAUUGGUUAGAGGCCACUGGUCAGGCAGCCUUGAGCUCUGGAUGUGAGGGUUUCAAAACCAUUGAAUGUGGUCUCUGAAAACCUGUUACAGGAGCAGAGAGACUGGGGGCGGGUCUUAGAGGUAGGACAGGGGUCUGGGGCAGGACGCAGUCAAUAGGCUGCAGCAGUUUCCCACUCACCCUGUAACAUUCAGGCAGAAACUGCACUCAGCGGGUGGACAACCUUCCCAAGUCCGGCCCACUCCACCUGCUGCACAGCGGUCUUAAGGUGUCAGCAGUUCACAGACCCUCAUAUUUUAAGACGUACACACGCUUCUCCCUUUGGAAAAAGGACUUCAUUUGUUGUUGUUAGUGUAACUUUUUUUUUUUUUUUUUCCUGCACCCGCAGCAUGCAGAAGUUCCCAGGUCGGGGAUGGAAUCCGAGCCACAGCAGUGACACUAGGCCACCAGGGAACUCCUAGUUUCAUUUUUAAGAUGGGGUUUAGAGAGGAGGGCGGAUUAUAGCAGCUCUGGGCACAUGCUGGGGUCGGGGGGAGACCGUGCUUCCUUCUGGUUCUCUAGUUUACAGGUGCAAGGAUAGGACCCCGGCUGGAACCUUGUUCUCUUUCCCAAGAAGGUGCAGAGGAGUUCCCUCUGUAGCAUAGCGAGAUCAGUGCUGUCUCUGGAACACUGGGGCGCAGGUUCAAUCCCUGGCCAGGCACAGUAGGUUAAGGAUCGGUGUAGCUGCAGUUGCAGCAUAGAUCACAACUGCAGCCAAGAUCUGAUCCCUGGUCUGGGAACUCCAUAUGCUGAGGAGCAGCCAAAAACAGGAAAAAAAUAAAAAAGGUGCAAAGGAGAGGAGAAGUGUAGCUGCUGGGUAUGGGCCCUGAGCAAAGACCCCUUUCACAGCCAAGUUCACUGGGGACUCAGGACCCAAGCUCCCCCAGCAGCACCCCCUCGGGCUAUAUUAGAAACAGCCAUUGGCAAAGGCCCGCCAAAUCGAAGUCACUCCCUAUGGCUGGGGUCCAGGACAUAAGCACAGAUGAGUGAAGCAAUUGGUACAAGACAUUAGAGAGUGGUGGGGAUUGCAGUCUGUGGCGUGCACGUGACCCAGGCCAAAAACAGCUGCAGCUCAGCUCCAUUCUGUCAUUGCAUUUGAGGAUCCAUGCGUGGUGCAGCAGAAUCUUCUUGGUAAGGGAAGCCAGAUUUUUAUAAGAAAUCUGAUUUUUAAAUGGUAGUUAGGUUUUUUCUUUUUGUUUUUAACAGAGUAUAGGCAAAGGGAAACUUCACAGCCAGCCUCUGCACUGCCAGCAACCUCUGCUCUCUGGAGAGGUGGUUUAUUUACCUUUUAAUUUUUUUUUUUUUUAAUUUUGGCCACCUCCAUGCAUGGGAAGUUCCCAGGCCAAGGAUUGAACCUGCACCACCGCAGCGGCCCAGGCCACUGAAGUGACGGCACCAGAUCCUUAACCCACUGUGCUACAAGGGAGCUCCUGGAGAGAUGAUUUUAGAGGAAGUUAGGCAUUUCCUGGUGGAGGAGGAAAAAGCCAGAUUUGGAAGAGGCCAAAGUAAUAGCUUAUGUUGAAGUCUCAAAGGAAUGGGGACUUCGUACUCCUCAUUCCCAUCCCAAAGAAACGGUCCCACAGAGAAGUGUCCCAUGACAACUGGCUUGUUCAGCUCUUUUGGUUGCAAGACAGUUUGUGCUGAAAGGAAAGUGGAACUGAACUGAGAGACUCAAGAGCUGCCCUUGGACAUACGGAGGUCCCCAUAGGCCCAGUCCCCACGUUCCGGAGUUCCACUGCGCCAGGUGGAGAGGUCCAGGACAGGGUCCAGGAGGAGGGGGUGGCGUGUCAAACAGCCCGGCUCUCUCCAGCUCCCGGGUUUUAGCAACCAUCUUGCCACAGGUCUGGAAGCAUCCUCAGAAGCUGCCCCGGGGCGGGGGGCAGAGAGAGGGGCUCCCCUCUGCUUCUGCCUCACUUUCCUUCCUCUGCCCAUGGGUCAAACACAGGCGCUACCUCAUGUGUCUGCUGAGACGUUUACCUGGGGGGCGGGGGGAGAAUAAAGGUGUCCACAUCUGCUGGAGCUGAAUGUAUAAUCUAUGCAAAUUCUGUCUCUCUUUCUUUGUCUGUCUGUCUGUCUGUCUCUCUCUCUCUCGAAGUAUUUUUUUUUUAACCUUGCAAACAAGAUACUGUAUAGACCCCCCCCCCCCUUAAGACUGAGGAGGGCUUUCGUGCACCACCUGCAUCUACCCCUCACGUUGUCCUUGGUUCUGUCCUUGCCAAGCCCCAGGCAGGGAGAAAGUGGCCCUCCCUUCCCACUCCCCUCGGCCGGGAACACACCACCCGCCCCUUCCUGCAGACCCCACAGGAGAGCAGGUUCUGCACCUUCCCGCCUCCAUUCCCAGCUCCAUCCUCUCUGUGCCUCUCUUCCCCUCCCCCUCCCAUCUCUGCCCCCCCCAAGCCUUAGGUUUCUCUUUUGUGAAAUGUGGCCUUAAAAUUAUUUUUGGAAAGCUGACCCCUCUCCCCCUCCCAUUUCCACCACCAUCCAAGAAGCAUGAGCAUCUUGAGGAGCAACCUCCUGAGCGAGGGGGCUGCCGAGCUGUAGCUUGGCAGAUGCAACAGAAAUGGCUUGUGUGUGUCAUCUGGAAGGAAAAAAAGAAAAAAAAACCUCAUAUGUUUUCUAUGGGUAAAAUGAAGGCUUGGGUGCUCAGCUCAACCUCAGCCAGCUUCCGAAGCCUUUUUCCUCGAGCCGAUCUCGCUGUCAUGGGCUGGCUUGGUACCCGCAGAGCGCUCACAGGGGCUUGCCACCCCUUCCCUCCCCCAGAGACUCGGUGACUUUCUGUACUUCGUUCAAGGGAAAACCAGGAGAGUUUCUCAGUUUAUCUCUUCAUCCUUCCUGCCUGGAAAGGGACAGCAUUAAACAUUCCCAGUGGAUGGGUCGCGUUUUCAAAGACUUUACCCUCUUUUCAGAGUCCAUCCAUUUCCCUCCCAUUGCUCCAGGGCUGAUGGAGGCCAAAGACAACCCCAGGGUUUUCAUAGGAAAUUCACUGGAAUUGAGCGCAAUUGUCUUUGUCGUCUUUUUUUUUUUUUUUAAAUCUUAUUCUGUUGUUGACAGCGUUUGGGUAUUUUUUUAGAGGCCUCACGAUAAGUUAUUACCGUUCCCCUCUUUGUUUUUCAAAGACAUGUGGUGAUAUAGUUUUUAAAAAUAACUAUUUUGUUAUAGAUCAUAAUAUGCAUAAAACUGUACAGAAAUAUUUUGUAAUGUAUUGAUUUUAAAAAAAAAGAGACGCUGUAAAUAAAGUUUAAAAAAAAAACAAGAGACUUCAAAUGGCACACACUGAAAGAUGUAGAUAUUUUGCUAUUUAUUUAAAGGAGUAUUUUAAGAGAUACUGAACUAUCUGAAAUUGACCAGUAAUCAAAGUUCCAAUCAUCCCGAGUGCUUUUCCUCGCGGUAGAAUGUGAUUCUCGGAAACGAUUGCACUACCCGCCCAUUUUUGCACCUUUUCUGUCUUUUCAUUUAGCAGAAAAACAACAAUGAAAUUGUGCCUUAGCUGUAUUUUUUUGUCUAGGGGAGUUUGUUUCUGUCUGACAAAGCAAAGUUUUUUGCAGAAAACAGUGGAUGUAUUAAAUACUGUAUCAUACCAAAAACACUGCAGGUGUAUAGAUGCUUUCUGUCAUACUGUGUUUUCAGAUGCAGAAUUUUAAAAUUAAAAAAAAAAAAUACUGUCUUUAUGGAA
Molecule: messenger RNA, 11866 nt
Organism: Sus scrofa (pig)
Lineage: Eukaryota; Metazoa; Chordata; Mammalia; Artiodactyla; Suidae
Gene: XYLT1
Product: xylosyltransferase 1
Biological process (GO): heparan sulfate proteoglycan biosynthetic process; chondroitin sulfate proteoglycan biosynthetic process
Cellular component (GO): membrane
Molecular function (GO): protein xylosyltransferase activity
Source: RefSeq, a predicted model, not a curated record